This is a messenger RNA of Rotaria sp. Silwood1, 6132 nucleotides long. NCBI's taxonomy places the organism in Eukaryota, Metazoa, Rotifera, Eurotatoria, Philodinida, Philodinidae. The record is from the annotation of a GenBank genome assembly.
AUGAGUACUAUUCUUCCAUUAUGUCGUGGUUUUCAAAGUCUCUUAGCUUCAAUUGAUGCUUAUCAAGCUGCCUGGGAUGGAAAAAAAGACAUUGUUGAAAAAUUUAUUAAAAAUUAUCCAACUCUAAAAGAUAAACCUGGACUUUGGGGUACAACACUUUUAUAUUCAGCAGCAAGAAAUGGCCAUAUGAAUGUAGUAAUAUAUCUUGUUGAAAAGGCAAAAUGUUCUGUUAAUGCACAAAAUGAACAACAUCUUGAAAAAAUCUUAUCAAUUGAUACGAAAAGUACUAGUUAUGAAGUUAGAUCAAGAGCAGCAUCAACUGCACUUCAUGGAGCAUGUUUUAAUGGACAUUUAGAAGUUGUUAAAUAUUUAGUUGAACAUGGAGCGGAUUAUUUUAUAAAAAAUCAAGCUUCAGAAACACCACUUUUUAAUAUAGGAGAUCAUGAUGAGAUAAAAAAAUACUUUCGAGAUUAUCUUAUAUUAGGUUAUUCAACAAUUGAACGUGAUCUACCAGAUAAACCUAUAUUCGAAGAAACUACACGAAAAGUAGAUUGUAUUUGGGAAUAUAAAUCACUCAAUGAUCAAGAAUGGUCUGCAUUUUCAUCUAAUGAGUCACAAGUAUUACAAAAAUCUUUAAUAAUAAAAUCCGGUCAAGAAUUUGAAUAUGAAAUUCAUUUAAAAAAAUCCAACGAUAUGUAUAGUAUUUCAAUGAUCAAAUUUCUGUCUUUAAAUACAAAUCUUGAUAAAAAUAAUUUAGCUUGGAUUCGAUGUCGUGGUUCGUCAAUUUUAAAUUUCGAUUGCUUUUCUUUAUGGCAAAUUAUGUUUUUAACACAUCCAAAAGUUAAAUUAGAUUCAAUACCAUCUUUAGAUGUUUCGAAUAUACCAACAGUAGAUGAUCCAACAUUUGAAAUAGAACUUCAAUCUUGGUAUAAUUGUGAUCUGAAUACAAAUUCACGAUUAGAUCAUGCAAUGGAUUAUCGUCAAAAGAAGAUUGAUUUAAGUUUAGAUUUUAUUGAUGAUAAAAAUUUAAUAUUCGAUCUUCAAAAAUUUUCAUUUAAAAAUCAAAAAGGUACUAUUACUGGUUUUAUUCGAUGGAUACCAAAAUUAGUAUCAAAUAAUAAGGACCAUGAUGAUAAAUCAAAAACAAUAGAUAAUUUUGCAGCUAUGACAAAUUUAAAUCCAAUACCUCUCACAAGAAAAUAUCUUCAACAAAUAACUAAUACAACUGAUGAUAGUUUAACUAAAGAUGAUGAAUUAUAUGGAGAUGGAAAUGAUGAUGAUGCUGAUGAUGAUGAUGCAGUAUCAUUAAGUUUUGAAAAUGAUGUUGAUGAGGAUGAUGAUGAUAAUGACGAUGAUAAAAAUCAUGAUGUCUUAUCAAAGUCAAAUAAGACAAAUGAAGCAUCUGAUGAUUCCACAUGGUGUGUCAAUGAUGAUGAAAGUGAUAGCGAUGAAUCUUCAUUAUCUAUUACUAGUCAUGGUGGAGCAGAAGAUAGACUAGAUUCAAAAUUCUCUACAAUGAAAUUAGAUACGUCUGAUGAUGUAGAUGAUGUUAAAAUUGAUGAUUAUCUUGAUCCUCAGAGUGAUACUUCUCAUCAAUCACUAUCAACAAAAAUACUGAAAGAUUCAGAAACAUCAGAGGAUGCUGAAGUAGCAAAAGCCCUAUUAGAAAGUUUACAAAAGGAAAUUGAAAAUUUGAAAAGUGCUCGUGACAAAGAAAAUGAAAAGAUCGCGUCACAAUUACAAUCAUCUGAAAAGAAAUCACAUGAACUCGAAGAAAAAUUAGCUCAAACUUGUAAAAGAGCUGACCGAUUGAAUGAAGAACUUCAAAAAUUAAAGAAAAAAGAAGAAAAAAUAAAAGAAAUAGCCAAUAAAAUUCAAACAGUCAAAUACAAGAAUAUUGAAAAAAGUAUUUUAUAUGACUUUAUAAUACCAAAACAAGAAUCAAUAAUUGAUCAUUUACAAAGAACAAUAGAAUUAGAUAAAUUUUUCAAUGAUAACAUACUCAAAAUGACAUUCAAAGAAAAUAAUAAUACAUUUGUAUUAACUAUAACUGGUAUGCAAGCUCAUCAUCAAGCUUUUAAAGAAAUCUUAAAAAGAGUAAUAACUUUAUCAACUAUAAAACAACGAGCUAUUGAAUUUUAUCAAAGAUAUCUUAGACGAAUAACAACAUCAAUAAAUAAAAUACUCUUUCGAGUUCAACCAAACACUAAAUAUUGGAAACAAUAUAGUCAAUUCUUAUAUGGAUUAUUAAAAGCAGAGAGUGCACAAUAUUUGGCAAAAUACAAAGACUUUAUUGGAUUCAAAACCUUAGAUUAUAGUGAAUUAUUUAUUCUAGGCGAUUCUCGAUCACCAUGGGUUGAAAUAAGAAAAGCAACAAAUUCAUUUAUGACUGAAAAUUUAUUUACAAAUGAAAUAAAACGAUUGAAACGUCAAGCAUUAGAUAAAUUUAUUGAACUAAAUAUUUCUUUUCAACGAAUAAAAAUUUCAAUAAAACCAACGAAAGAGUCAAUCAAAAUUCUCAAACAUUUUGUCGAAAAAAUUAAACAUAUUUUCGAAGAGAAUUCUAAAUAUAUUGGUUAUAAAUUAAAAAAUUUUCGUCAUGUUCCCCACUUAUUACAACGAUUAAUGGUUUAUUACUGUUGUUUUACCAUUCAAUUACCUUUAUAUAAAUCAUCAAUUAAAUUACUAGAACAAAUACAAAUGAAUACAGUCAUUACCAUAUCUACAUCGACUGGUUCAGGAAAAUCAUCCUUGCUACCAGCUUUAUUACUUGCUGAAGGAUAUGAUAAAGUAUUUGUAACACAACCUCGUCGUUUACCUUGCCGUUUAAUUUGUGAUCGUGCUAAUAAAACUAUGAUAACUGAUAAAAAUCCUAAUGCAGAAAAAAUAGCUGGAUGGGCUGUUAGUGGUGAUGGACAAAAUUCAAGAGCUAAAAUUCUUUAUUUAACAGAUGGAUUAUUGAAAGAACUUUUACUUAAUGAUGAAAAUUUUAUUACAAAUCAUACACUUGCUAAUAAAUCUAUUGUGAUUUUUGUCGACGAAGUUCAUGAAAGAUCUGUAAAUAUUGAUCUUUGUUUGGCAUUAAUAGCUCGUAUGUUAACUAAUAAUCGAGUAUUACUAUCAAAAAUCAAAGUUAUUAUUUCAUCUGCUACAUUACAUCCAUCUGUACCAAAACUUUUUCAAAAUAUAAAACAUGUUAAAUUUUCAGAAUUUACAGAUACAAAUAUGCCGGCACUACAUUCUGUAGAACGGUUUUCAAGACCAAAAGAAAAUAUAAUCAAUAUUGUAAAAGAAUUAUAUAAAGUUAAUCAAUGUUGUCGUUUAUUAGCUGAAGUAAGUCAAAAAACAAUUGUUGGUUAUCCAUUAGUUCAAUCUCAAUCAUCAUCUACUCAAAAAAAAUAUCUUCAAAAAGGAAGUGUUUUCUUUUCAACAACAGUUGCUGAAACUUCUUUAACAUUUCCAUCAUUAAAAUAUGUUGUUGAUACUGGUAUGAUUAAUGUUCCUAUUUUUGAUAUUGGAGAUCGAAGAAUGAUAUUGAAAGAAGUUCCUGCAGCUGAAUCAACAAUAAAACAACGUUAUGGACGUUUAGGACGAACACAACCUGGAGAAUAUUAUGCUUUGUAUGAUCCUGAACAUAAAAAGAAACAAUUUCCAAUACCACAAAUAUGUCAAUCAGAUUUAAUAAGUAUUGAAUUUUCAUUACGAAAAUCCCCAUUAAAAAAUGGAUUAGAUUAUUUAAAACAAUUUUUACCUGAACAACCAACAUCAGCAGCUAUUUAUUAUACUACACAAGAAUUAGUACGAAUGCAGAUUAUAAAGAAAAAUUCCAAUGAAUUCACAACCUAUGGUAAAUUACUUGCUAAAUUACCAGAUUUUGGCUCUUUACCUAUGACACGAUGUGUAUUAGCUGCUCUUCGAACGUAUACAUGUGGACGUGAUAUAAUUUGUCUUGCAUCUAUUUUAAGUGUUUUAAAUACAACAAAUUUAUUAAAACAAAUACCGCAACGUUUUAAAAGUUCUGAUGGUGAUUUUAUGACACUUUUAAAUGUAAUGAAUGAAAUUUUAUUAAUUAAACAAUCUGUUCGAAGACAAUUAUUUAAUUUAGAACGUGUCUGUGAAGCAAAAGGUCUUAGUCAUAUAAAACAUAUUAUUGGACAAGCAUUAAGUCGAUAUAAUACAUAUGAAAAAACAUUUGAUCUUUCAAAUGAUUAUCGUGAACAAGCUCAAAUUCAAUGUGGUAGUUGGGAAUUGAUAGCUCGAUCAUUAUUAGCUGGUUAUUCUGAUAAUGUUUUUGUUUCGAAAAAAGAUUUACAAGAUCGAACUCAUCAUUUUCUACGUUAUGGUAAUGGAAAUGAUAUAGCUGUUUUAGAUUUAAAAUCAACAUUAAUACAACCAUUAAGUCAACCACCUGCAUCACUUGUCAUAGCACGAAAUAUUCUUUAUUUAAGUUCGGUUCGUUUAGUAGCUAUAAUUUCAUUCUUAGGAAAAAUAAAAGCUGAUUGGAUUGAUCAUGAUGUUACACGAGAUAUAAAAUUAAAUGAAGUUGAAGAAAAGUUACUUAAAACUAAUAAUGGAUAUUCAACAGCAACAACACUCUUUUCAAAAAAUGUUCAAAUGAGAUUAAAUAAUACACUUCUUAGUUUAACUGGAAAAACUGGUGUUACACUCAAAACUGAAUUAUAUUUAUUACAACAAUUAAUUGUUCAACGACCAUUUUCUUUAGAAAAUAAUAAUAAUAAAGGUUCUACAGCAUAUAAAAAUUUAUCACAAAAUUUAUUUAGUGUUACGAAAAUGACACAAAUAUUUAAUCCAAUGAUUCGAAGAUGGGAAGCUGAAAAACAAGUUACAAUAACAGUAAAUAGUAAUACAGCUACUAAAACAUGUGAUAUAACAGUAAAAGGACGAAAUUCAGAAAUUAAAAAAGUUAAAGACGAAUUCAAUUCAUAUUUAGGUUGGUUACAAACAUGUGCUGUUGUUAGACAUCCGAAUUCAGGUGUUUCUCCACGUCUUCUUCGUUCUCAAGUGCGUGUUAAUUGUGAAGAUAUUGAAGAACGAAUUUCUCGUAUUACAGAUCCUAAACGAACAUAUAUCGAUUUAUAUAAUAAUGUGAAAGGUUCAAAAGCAACACGUGAAACACGAAUGGAAGUUGUUGCUUGGAUAGCUGUUUGUAAAUUCAAUUGUAAAUUAGAAGGUGGUUUUGUUCGAGAUUGGGUUGUUGGAAAAUAUAAGGCAACACCAGCUAAUAUUAAACUAAACGAUUGGAUUGAAUAUAAGCCAAAUCGUCAGGGUGUACGUAUUCCUUACAUGAUUAAACAAGUUGUUCCAGGUGAUUUAGACUGUCAUUUACCAACAUUCGGUUCAUUUGAUAUUGAAAAAUUUCAAGAUAAACUUCAUAAAUUUGAUAUAAAAUGCAAAUAUUAUCGGGAAGAAUGGAGAUAUAUUUUAUUAAUUGAUGAAAAUACUCAAACAGGACCAUUUACGAUAGAUCUAAUUGAACCACAUGUUGCAUUAACUCAUGAUCGUAUUGAUUUUGAUGUUAGUAAUUUAGUAUUAGAAAAAAAUUAUACACGUGACUUAGGAAUGCGUAUUGAUAUUCAACAAAAACCGUAUUCAAUUGAACUUGAAACAGUUGUUAAUAACAUUAAAAAUAAACAAUUUUAUGUUCUUCGUAGUAUUGACGAUAAACUUAAGGAACGUCUUGAAAAAAUGACAGAAAUUCGUCAUUGGAAACAAUUAGAACCAACAUUCAAUAUAUUACCAAAUCCACCUUGGAAAAGUAAUGCACUUCUUGUACCAUUACAUCAUACAAGUAUUACAUAUCAAGCUCUAUUAAAACAAAUGCAACUAAUCAAUUCUAGCAUACAAAUUAAAUCCAUUGAGGAAAUUAAAAAUCCAUAUUUAGAAGAGAUCUAUGAAGGUAUGAAAAAAGUCAUCAGUACAGAACGUCCAGGAUUUAAUCCAAAUGAACGUGAACUUUUUCAUGGUACAAGUGGUGAUGCAAUUCAGGGAAUCACAGAUUAUGGCUUUGAUGAUCGAUUUUAUAAUCUGAAUCAAGCUUGGGGUAGGUUUCAUCGUUUAGUUAUUAAUUUUUAUCAGAUAUUAAUAUAUUUAUUUAUAAUAAUCAAUGUUUAA